Messenger RNA from Lethenteron reissneri (Far Eastern brook lamprey), 2117 nucleotides. Its product is annotated as pigment epithelium-derived factor-like. Gene Ontology annotation, molecular function: serine-type endopeptidase inhibitor activity. NCBI's taxonomy places the organism in Eukaryota, Metazoa, Chordata, Hyperoartia, Petromyzontiformes, Petromyzontidae. The record is from RefSeq and is a predicted model, not a curated record. Gene Ontology annotation, biological process: negative regulation of endopeptidase activity; negative regulation of angiogenesis.
AGAUCUCUGGCAUAAAACAGUGGGAUCCAGGGCCACAGGAAAUUCAUUACUCCACAAGUCAGCCCUUCAGUUCAAAAAAAAUGCUACCGAUUUUGACUUUACUUCUCUUGGUGACGUCUGCAACGUCCUCAAGAAAUAAACACAAGGAACAUGGCUUUCCACAGCAAAUGGUAGAACCCACGACUUCAUUCGCCAUGACCCGACUUGCAAUGUCUCAAGCAAACUUCGGUUUCGAUUUGUACCGUGCCGUUGCGCAAGAAAGCCCUGGAGAAAACAUCUUCAUGUCUCCCCUGACCACUUCGUUGGUACUUGCCAUGCUUACUGCUGGGGCUCAUGGAGCUACAGAACAAGCCCUUUCCAAAACUCUUUACUUUUCUCAUCUCCGCAACCCCAACGUGCACAGCACAUUCUGUGACCUCAUCCAGAAAAUCACUUCUGGGAAAAGUGUGUCCAAAAUGGCAGCUCGCAUCUUUGCAGCAAGAAACAUUAAAAUCAAAAAGGAAUUUUUGGAUGUAGUUGAACAAAACUACCAUGCAAAACCAGAAAAUCUCCAUGGUCCUGAAGAAAAAGACCUAAAAAAAAUAAAUAGUUGGGUGGAAGAAAAGACGGAUGGGAAAAUCAAAGAUUUUCUUCAGGAGCUUCCGAGCAAUUUAAGGAUGCUACUCCUGAGUGCUAUCUACUUCAAGGGGAAGUGGGAACAGCAAUUCUAUAAAGAUAAUACAUCACCAGUCUGGUUCCAUAUCAACGAAGAAAACAAAACCAUGGUGGACAUGAUGUAUGACUCUAUAUACCCAGUAAAGGCAGGACGUCAUCCAUACCUGCCAUACAAAGUUGCACAACUUGAGUUCCAGGGUGACAAAGACAUGUUGAUAUUUCUGCCUGACGAAGUGACGACCAACCUGACCGCCCUGGAGCAGAGUCUGUCCUCCGAUCUGCUGCUCAACCUCACCGAGUCACAGCUGAAAUCAGGAAAUCGCAUAGUUUAUCUUCCUCGCCUGCGCCUCAAAAUGAAAAAGGACCUUUCAACUGCACUCAACCACCUUGGUUUGGAUGACCUGUUCAUGGCACCGGACUUCCAUAAGAUAUCCGAGGAGCCCCUGAUAGUUUCUGCCGUCACCCACGUAGCCACCAUGGACUUAACGGAGGAGGGGGCGGAGGCAGCGGCGGUGACCGGCGUUUUCCUCUCCCGUACCAAUCCCAUCUACCCCGUGUUCAAAGUGGACCGGCCCUUCCUCUUCCUCAUUCGUGACACGUCUACAGGCACCGUGCUCUUCCUCGGACGGGUCAUGGACCCGACCGACGCAGCCGUCGAGGAGGAAGAGGAGGGUGCGGAGGGCAAUCACGGGAAGCGUCGCCGCGGGCACGGCAAACGCCUGCACAAAACCCCCACCACAGGGCACUGAUUGCACGAUCAAAGCCCUCCCCCCCCGGGCAAGGGCGUACACAAAUCACAAUGCGCAUUCACAUUUUGUUAAGUAUACGCAAAGUGCCGCAGCGACGUUGGGGUCAAUUUGGCCGCAGAGGGAUCUCUCUUUUAGCUCGACACGAGGAGUAAACGACCAUCUAGGAAAUGUACUAGAAGAGACAAUCUGUCAUUUUAGUACCUGCAUAAUUCUCCACUUGACAGUCAUGUAAAUGAUCUCUUCCAUGUUAUACAACUGGCAGACACCCUAUUUUACUCAAGAUCUUCAAAGUGGUACAAAAAUGUCAUAAAUAUUAUUUUAUAUACUGGAUUUGUUUUGAUUAUUUUCAAUUAAUCUGUAAAAAUGCAAUAUUAGCAGAUGUUUGCUUUCUUAUCCAAGCGUGACUAUGUACAAAAUUAAAUGAACACAUGGAUCCGGAUGCCACAUUAUAUUUGUAACACUAGCUGUGAAAUACGACACCACGCGUUGCAUGCAAGCAGUGUAAUGUCUUUGGGAAAAGGUGUAUGCAAAAUUGUUUUUUUGAUAGACGAAAAUGACAACGUCCCAAAUAAUAUCAAGGCUUAUCACUGUAUUUAACUCCUGAUUCAACUAUUAUUCUAAAAAAUGUUGUUUAUGUUUAAAAAACGUCACACCUUGCUAAAUGAUAAAAAAACAUGUAAUUAGGGAAGGCAAAUAUAUAACAAAUGGAGUGAA